This is a messenger RNA of Microthlaspi erraticum, 663 nucleotides long. The record is from the annotation of a GenBank genome assembly. NCBI's taxonomy places the organism in Eukaryota, Viridiplantae, Streptophyta, Magnoliopsida, Brassicales, Brassicaceae.
AUGUUCAAGAUUUACAUAGCUCGUCUUAAAGGUAUCGUAGGAGACAAGAAAGCGAUGGAGAUCAUUAAAAACGCUUUAGUGGUCAUAAGCGCAGGGACUAACGAUUUUGCCAUAAACUAUUACGCGAUCCCCACGAGGCGCAUAGAAUUUCCUCACAUCUCUGGUUACCAAAACUUUGUGCUCAAGAGGCUUGACGGUUUUGUCAGAGAGCUUUACGGUUUAGGCUGCCGGAAUUUUAUGGUUGGAGGGUUGCCGCCGAUUGGGUGUUUACCAAUCGAAAUGACCAUCAAACCGCAAAGUGGCCAUACCAGGGCUUGCGUGGAGCAAGAGAACAAAGACUCAGUCUUAUACAAUCAGAAACUUGAGAAGCACAUGCGACAAAUCGAAGCGUCUCUACAAGGAAGCAAGUUUCUCUAUGCCAACGUCUAUGACCCUUUGAUGGACAUGAUCCAAAACCCUAUAAAAUAUGGGUUCAAGGAGACGAAGAAAGGAUGUUGUGGAACAGGGCUUUUGGAAGCGGCUUUCCUGUGCAAUGACUUUACAAAGACUUGUCCACAUCAUUCGGAUCACGUGUUUUGGGAUUCCAUUCAUCCCUCGGAAGCUGCUUACAAUUACCUUGGUAACUUCGUUGAUGCUCAGAUUCGAGGUUGGGUUAAGGUUUAG